This is a messenger RNA of Trematomus bernacchii (emerald rockcod), 1163 nucleotides long. Its product is annotated as polymeric immunoglobulin receptor-like. NCBI's taxonomy places the organism in Eukaryota, Metazoa, Chordata, Actinopteri, Perciformes, Nototheniidae. The record is from RefSeq and is a predicted model, not a curated record. The transcript has 4 exons. The coding region runs from base 53 to 907 and encodes 284 amino acids.
GUUAACAAGGAAACGUGUUCAGAGUCUGAACUUCAGACUCACUCGCUCCGCCAUGGCGGCUCUAACAUCUGCCCAACAUGUCUUCAUGUUCCUGUGGAUUAUGGGCUCUGUGGCUGCAGGAGCUUUAGAGGCAAAGCCUGGAGAAGACGUCACUCUUCAGUGUAACAGUCACACAGAUGCUGCUGUCGAAAAGUUGGUGUGGAGCAGACCUGGGCUGAAGGAUGGUAACGUCUUCUUCUUCAGAGAUAACCUGUUGAAUGAAAACUACCAGGAUCCACGUUAUCAUGGUCGUGUUGAACUGAAAGAUCCACAGAUGAAGAACGGAGACGCUUCUGUUGUCCUGAAGAACGUCGACUACGAUGACUCUGGAACAUACCAGUGUGAGGUUAGAACCUCCUCCGAUAGCCGAAGGAAGAGAAAAGUGCCGGUGCAGUCCAUCCAUCUGAUCGUCAGUAAAGAUCCAGGAGAGGUGAGGGCAAAGCCUGGAGAAGACGUCACUCUUCAGUGCAACAGUCCCACAGAUGCUGACAUCACAAAGAUAAAGUGGGAAAGACCUGACCUGAAGGGUCAUGCUGUCUUCUUCGUCAGAGAAAACAGGCCGUAUGAAAAAUACCAGGAUCCACGUUAUCACGGUCGUGUUGAGCUGAAAGAUCCAGAGAUGAAGAACGGAGACGUUUCUGUUGUCCUGAAGAACGUCACCGUCAACGACACGGGAACGUACCAGUGUUGGGUUACAAUUCCCACCAUGCCAAAAGAACUGUUGCGCUCCGUCCAUCUGAUCGUCUCUGAAGCUUCCAGUCCAUUCCCUUGGUGGGCAGUUGCUUUGUUACUGGGUUGUCGUGUUGUUGUUGGUGGUGUUGCUCUUAGACCUUUUGUUUUUCUAAAACCUAAAAGUGUUCCUUUGUAGAGUUCAGAUGAGUGUGUUGCUGAAGAAGUGAGUAAAGCACUCAUCAAUCACGCACCUCUAACACCCGACUGUCCUCCAUCAACUGCUUCUGAACAAAUAACAACUCCAAAGAGACCGUUCUGAGUAUUUAGGGUUUAUAUAUUGGACUCAGGAAAAAGUACUUAAAAUACAUGUUACCAUAGUAACUGCACUUAAAACACAUUUUGUUUAUUAAAAGUACUGCUACUAUCAAUACAUUGUAUUUAAGUUGAAGUAC